Manis pentadactyla (Chinese pangolin) is the source of this 7690-nucleotide messenger RNA. It is a transcript of the gene ST3GAL6, whose product is annotated as ST3 beta-galactoside alpha-2,3-sialyltransferase 6. The record is from RefSeq and is a predicted model, not a curated record. Gene Ontology annotation, biological process: glycolipid biosynthetic process. The transcript is spliced from 13 exons. The coding region runs from base 2889 to 3884 and encodes 331 amino acids. Gene Ontology annotation, molecular function: beta-galactoside alpha-2,3-sialyltransferase activity. NCBI's taxonomy places the organism in Eukaryota, Metazoa, Chordata, Mammalia, Pholidota, Manidae.
ACACACACACACUUCCACUCUCAGUUGGCUUUUCUUCUGCCCAGUAAUUGGCCAUCACUGAUUUUCUCUUCCUUGUCCUAGGUCAGAGCACAGUCAUAUCCCACUGAGAAGCAGGGCUCAGAGCACAGUGGACAGUGUUCCUCUUAUCCUGUGAAAUAAAUCCAUGUACUCAGUUUCACCUUCAAGCAUAAAACUCUGUCACUAGCUCCAAUUUCUCAACCUCUCUCCACACUGAAUAUCUAGUUUUUAAGAAGUCUCUGAGUUGUCUGGUGACAUCUGAAAUGAGAUACUAAAAAUUAAGUCAGUAAUCUAGUCAAAUCAAUCAUAAUUGAUAUUGUUUGCAAGACAAUGAUUUUCACAGGAGGCAGUAACCUAAAUAAUCCAAAGGCCUCGUCUCCUCCUGAGUUCCCACUGCCUCUCCCCCAGGCUGCAUCUAAGCAGUGUGUUACGGGAGGCUCCUGCUCUUUUUAGAGUAAGUGUCGGUGGAAAUGUGUAGGAUUCUUGUAAUAUUUGCCAUGGGAAUACACAAUGUCUGAGAAACUUCAUUCCUGUUGGUCUGUGUGGAUAAUCGUGGCAGUCUUGGAGUAGCAUUUACAGCAUGGGCAUUGAUGUCCAAGUUGGUAUCUCCUAGCAGCACUUGUUUAUCAGAAAUGAACCGAAGUCCCAGCAUUUUAUCAGUUAUCCUUUAAUUCUAGGAUGGCUCAUCAUUGCCAGUAUAUUACUCUCUGAGGAAGCUCUUAUUCUUUAGAAAAUUUCAUUUGAGAUUCUUUAGCCAGAUGCCCUGCCCUUUAUUAACUUACAUACUUAACAUCACAAAUACACAUAACUCAUUUUCAGCUUUUUGUGUCUCUUUCUUUCUAAUUGAUACAGUGGUGAAAAUCUGGAACACAUUUCUGUUUGAGAGGCCAGUGAUUAUGCCUUGUCUUGUUUACCCAUGACCUCUGCUCUUCAUACAGUGUCCAGAACAGGAAAGAGCAAAUAUUUGCCAAAUGACUCAAUCAGUAUCCGUGGAAUAACUCAUGAUGUUAAUACAUUCAUUCAGUUGUAACAUCUUUAUAACUAUUACAGUUCAUUUUUAUAACUAUUAGUAUUACCCAAUUUGUCAUCUUAAAAACUUUACCCAUUGGAGCAAACAGGUGAAAGGUGAAUUCAUCCCUGUGGAUUUGUAUACAUUAAUUCAAACCCUCUAGUUUUGAAAAGUUUUUUCUUUUUGAAAUAUUAGAGUGUAUAUAGGCUGACAAGUAAGAUGUCAGUAUGUAAAUAUCCUCAGAUGUAUAUUCUCUAAUUUGUUUCCAUGUACAGUACACUUUUAGUAGAGUUUCAUAAAUCUUAAUUUAUGAUCAUUUGAAUUGGGUCAGUCAGAUUUGUGGUUACAUUACUGAGGAAAUAAGUAUGUGUGCCCAGAACAUGAAUGACAAAAUCAUUUCCUUUUUCAAAGUACAUCCACAAUUUCAUGUGUUUUAGCAGGCAGAGCUUGGCAUUGCUCAAGUUCCAGUGCUUAUUAUAGUAGAUCUUAGAUGUCUAUUAGACUAGCUUGAGACACAAACAAAUGCCUUGGGUGAUAAAAAGCCCCCGUCAUCAAGAUGGCAGAGCUGGGAGGAUUUGGGGAGAAGCCCUGGCAACGGAGCUGAGGGAGAGGCAGAGGUUCAAGAGGGGGCCCAGCUGAGGGCUCUUGCUGAGACUCACAAUGACAAAGUUUCUUACAAAGAACAAUGUCUUGAGAGAGAACAUCCUCUCUGUUAAUAAGAUUCUGUACUCAUAUUUUAAAAAGUCUAAAUAUUUAAGGUUCUGCCUUUUACAUUGUUUUUAUUUUUUCUUGUCCCUCAAAAACAUGAUACUAUAUAAACACAGCCUUCUUUCAUUUGAGCUGAUUUCAUGGAGUUUCCUACACCUGCCCCCAUCAGAUUUUAGUCCUCAGAGAGGUUUUGAGCCCAUUGUUUCUGACAAGUUGGUGGAGUUUUCUUCUUAGGUAAUAUUUUAUUGCAAAUAUUUAGGCUGCCACCAUGGAAGAUACUUUUUUAUCAAAACAUAAAAUAAAUAAAUAUAUGUAAUAAAGGACAUAAAAUUAAACACUUAUUAAAUCUUGUGCAACCCUUCAGUAUGUAAGAGCACUUGAUAUUAAGGGGUAGAAGAGGCAGAGAUUAGGGACUGUGUACAUUUUCUGUGUUUAGCAUAGAGCCAAAGAAUAAAAAGAGAUCAUGGACUUUUAAAAUAAUUCCCUGACUCCUGCUUAAGGAUAAUUUUAAAGUUGUAGAGCUGGUUAUCCAGUUGCAUUUAGACAAGAGCAAUGAAAUGCUAAUCCAGGCAUUCAGGUAGGUUACGAAUGAAUUUUCAACUGCUUUUCAGCAAUAGAAAGUAAUUUAAUUUAUAGUUUUAUUUAAAUGAUUUGAAAGUUAAAGGAGCUUUCUGUUAUAAAUGAAAAAGAUCUUUGUGGGAUAAAGGACACUACUGUCACUAUACUUUUGAUAUUUGGAGCUAGUAUUUCAGGAAAACAUCAAAGUAAAUUAGUUAAUUACUCUUGUUUGGUCCCAGCUAUGCCAUAAGUAAAUUAGAAAUAAUUUGAUAUUUUGAUUAGCAGGAUAUUAGGAGAUAUAUGUGCUUUCUGAUCACAAAGUACCAACAAAUGUUUUUUCAGGCACUGAAUUGUUUGGAGGACAAGGACAAAUCUGCCCAUUGAUUGCAAAAAAAAAACAAAGCAAACUCUUUUUGUUCAGAUUUGCCCUUGCAAGUAAAGAGCACAACCCUUUGUCUUGGAUAAUUUCUAGCAGAGUGGUUCCGAGAAUUUAUCAGACGGCCUCCUGACCCUUCAGCACCCUUACCACAACUAUCUCCUUCAGGAACAGGGGCCUUUGGGAAACAGAUUUCUUCAAAGUGCAGGUGGGCCAGCCAUGAGAGGCUACCUCGUGGCCAUAUUCCUGAGUGCCGUCUUCCUCUACUAUGUGCUGCACUGUAUACUAUGGGGAACAAAUGUCUAUUGGGUGCCACCUGUGGAAAUGAAGCGAAGAAAUAAGAUCCAGACUUGUUUAUCAAAGCCAGCUUUUGCCUCUCUCCUGAGGUUUCAUCAGUUUCACCCUUUUCUGUGUGCAGCUGAUUUUAAAAAGAUUGCUUCCUUGUAUGGUAGUGAUAAGUUUGAUUUGCCCUAUGGGAUAAAGACAUCAGCGGAGUAUUUUCGACUUACUCUUUCAAAACUGCAGAGUUGUGAUCUAUUUGAUGAGCUUGACAAUGUGCCGUGUAAAAAGUGUGUGGUGAUUGGUAAUGGAGGCGUCUUGAAGAAUAAGACAUUAGGAGAAAAAAUUGACUCCUAUGAUGUAAUAAUAAGAAUGAAUAAUGGUCCUGUUUUAGGACAUGAAGAGGAAGUUGGGAGAAGGACAACCUUCCGACUUUUUUAUCCAGAAUCUGUUUUUUCAGAUCCCAAUCACAAUGAUCCUAAUACUACGGCGAUUCUCAUUGCUUUUAAGCCACUUGAUUUAAAGUGGCUGUGGGAAUUGUUGACAGGUGGCAAAAUAAACACUAAUGGUUUUUGGAAGAAACCAGCCUUAAACCUGAUCUAUAAACCUUAUCAAAUCAGAAUAUUAGAUCCUUUCAUUAUCAGAACAGCAGCGUAUGAACUGCUUCAUUUCCCGAAAGUGUUUCCCAAAAAUCAGAAACCCAAACAUCCAACAACAGGAAUUAUCGCCAUUACGUUGGCAUUUCACAUAUGUCAUGAAGUUCACCUUGCUGGAUUUAAAUACAACUUUUCUGACCUCAAGAGCCCUUUGCACUACUAUGGGAAUGCCACCAUGUCUUUGAUGAAUAAGAAUGCAUACCACAAUGUGACUGCAGAACAGCUCUUUUUGAAGGACAUUAUAGAAAAAAAAUUUGUGAUCAACUUGACUCAAGAUUGACCCACCCGACUCAGAAGAUGAUGCUAACAGUUUUAUUUUUAUAUGGCAAUUUUUAGUUUAUUUUUAAUGUUGGGUGAAUGCAUCAAAAAAUUAUGUAUAUUGUCUGUUGUUGGCUGGUGAUUCAUAACCACCAGCUUGAAUUCUGUGAAUAUAUUUAAUUUAUGAAAACCAAGAUAAGAUCUAUCAGGGAAAUAAGUUUUGGUUGCAUUGUUUUUAAAAUAAGCUUGUUUUCUGAGGUGUUUUUAAAACAUCUUUUUAUAGUUACUACAUCUUAGGCUUUUGAAGAGAUGUGACUUCCUAAGGAGGGGAUUGUUUACUGCAACAAAUUUUGAAUAUGACAUUUUGAGAGGUGUUAUUUGUCUACUGUAAAUCAGUGGCAUGUGGUUGUGCCCUGUGUGGCCAUCUGGAACCACUUCAAGUCUCUAACAGCAUGACUGCUUGGUUCCUUUUAGUUCUGAGGAACUUGAUUUGAAUCUUAAACCGGCCCUGAAUACAGCACUAUGGAUGUUUACGGUAAGCUAAGAUCUUACUGGUUUAAUUUUUUCCUGCCAUUAAGUAAACCAUGAAUAUGAUUUGGUAGAAUGAAGAUGGUGUUUUAUAUUAAGUUGAAGGAAAUAGACUAAACAUAAAAUUCUGGAUGAGUGAACAACCAAAGAAUACAAUUACUAAAGUCUUGUGACUGCAUUAUUUUAAAGAAAUAGUUUAUAAAACAAAGCAGCAGAGCUGGCAAGCUCAAGGAGAUAAUUCUUAAACAUUAUUUUUUACUUGGUUUGUUAAAUUUUGAAAGCUUAUUUGAAUUAGGAAAAAUAAGAUGACAAGUAAACCCUUAAGACUCAAGCUGUUUUUGGAUUUAUAUGGUAUUUUCAUGAAAAAUCUCACUUGUCCACAUGAUGAAAAUUGCAUCUUCAAAUGGAAGGCUUACCUUGGUAUGCCAGAAAAGGAUCCUGUGAGAUGCAACAAGGCCAAGCCAGUCCAACAAAUGUGAAGAGGAAUGCCAUUUUCCUAACAAGUGCUAGAGAUGUUACACGGGCCUGAAAACAACUUUCCUUUUUCACUACUGCCACCUGGAGGGAUGGACUUCCCUUUGAUGGAAAGAGAUGCAGUUAUGAGUUACCUGCCCGGUCCCAGUAAGAGUGCUUUCCUUCUGUGGUCUGUUUUGCCCAGAGAAAUUUAAAUCACACGCCCUUAACUGCAUGGACUCAAUUCUCCCAGCCUUCCAGUUUAAGUCAACGCUAUCACUAACUGUGAAAGGCGGCAGAGGGGGAAAGGAUUCUCCCGGACUGCAGCCAGGAGCCAGCUGUGCAACAAAGACACCCCGUCCGACCUUCAGAAUUCUGGCACAUCCUCCCCAGGAGAAAUCUCCCUUCCCUCCGUUAAGAAUGACUAAAAUGCUACCAAAAGCCUUUUACAAAGAAAAAAAACAAGCAAGCACAUGGACAUUUUCAGCAAGAUAAAGAGAAAGGAGAAAUUAUUAUACUGUACAAUAUAAGGAUAAGAAGAUUUUUAUUUGCUCAAGAUCACAACUGAGGGUUUCUCAAAAAGCCGAAGCUACGUGCUUUUCCUACUUGUAAACAUCCUUUUUCAGAGUGGCUAUAUUUUUAUUACUGGUAUUAAAAACUUCCUCAUUUUAAAGUCUGGCUCUAUUUAAAAUACAAUUUUUCAUUAUUCAAAAUAAAAUAUGAAAAAUCUGUAAAAGAGAUAAUCGGUGCUAAAACUGUUAAAAACUAUAAUAUGAAAGAAAUAAUAAAAUUCUAGUUCAAUAUUUAAGUACUUUCUUUCUUGAAAAUCCUGUAAUCACCAUAAGACUUAAAAAUAAGAAGAAAUCAAUAAUCUUGUCUAAAUGGACGUUAGAAAAGUCCAUAUGGUUAGGACAACAAAUUUAAUGGUAUAACUAUUAGCUGAACAUGACUAAGAUAAAAGAUUUUAUGUAAUUUCAAAUGACAAAGGUUCAGGUUAGUUAGUUAUUACAUGUAAAGUGCUCAGGACAAUGGGCAUGGCUGAAGGAUACAGCAAAUUGCAGCUGUUUUUUAUUACUAUUCUCCUCUAUUUUCUGCAGCCCCUUGGUGGCACCUUCUCCUUUACUCCUUGUCUUGAAGGUAGUUGUCAACAGCUUCAAUUGCAAGAUUCUUAGAGGUGACAUCAAUUCUGCACCUUAGACCCUUCCUCCCGAACAGCAUGUGUUGCAUCUCCCUCUAGGGAGCCUCAAUGUCCACAGGCCCUUUAAACACCACCCCAAACUGACCUCAGGACUGGCGUCCCGUCUUCUUCUCAACCACUCUGGUCCCCAGCCCUCACCACCAUACCCCUAUGCUUUAACCAGAGUGGAUUAGACUUGACUGACUAUAUAAUCAGAGGCAACAAUGGUUAAGAGCACGGCCUCUGCAGCCACGACCACAGCUCCACUCUGCUGUGCGCUGGCCAGUGACCUCGGCACUUAGUUACUUAUGCUUACUUUCUCCUGUGUAAAAUGGGAUUUAUAUACAGUAUGUGCUUAAGGUUGUUUUGAGGAUUAAGUAAGUUAAAAACAUGUAAUGCAUUUCAAUAAUGCCUAAAAUCAGCAUUUAAUUUUCUACAAAAACUAGCUGCUGCCGCUGUUCUCACUGUUGCUAUUGUUGUCUUCCAGUUCCCCAAAAGCAUCCUGAAAUUUCUUUCCUGGAUUUUCCCUACCGCCCUCAUACUAACUUGUUGGGUCUCUGCUCAGCCAGCCUUCCCAAACCAUGAAUCUAGGGCCCAUACACUCAUCCACCUUCCUCCUGUGGUCCACACUGCAUGGCUGGUACUACAGUCGACAGUUUCCUGCAUUCUGCCCCUCCCGUCCUGUAACCACUGGGGGUUCACCACUGGAUGCCCAGCACAUGGCUCAACACCUAGCACAGAGUAGGAGUGCAAGUAUUUGCUGAGUGGCUGAACAAAUGAAGUCAUUCUCUUGCUCCACCAAACCUCUCCCUCUUGCUGUGUUAUCUCAACUCCUGACAUCUCUACAGGUCCAACUGUAGCGGACUUUACUUUAGCGGACAGCCAGUCAUGUGUCCCAUCGACGCCACCGGUAAACUUCUCCCCUCCAUCUGUCUUCCCUUCCCUAGAAUUACUGUGUGUGUUCCCUCCUGGCCUUAGAAGUUUCACAGUUCAUCUUGUUGCCUCUUCUAGUCUCUCUUCAACCCACCCUUCAAAACUUCUGCCACUAUCUUUCUAUAACCAUCUGAUGAUAUCACCCAUCUGGUUAAUGCUACUCAAUGAGUUCCCCAUCUUCUACAGUAUAAAAGAGGCAUUUUUCUCUCCCAGAAGAUCCUCCCUGACCCAGGCCCAGACCACAUUUUGGUGUUCUCCCAGGCCAAGUCCAUGUGAGAUGACUCAUUAUUCUGCCUACAUUCUACAUUUGUGCCUUAACUCAAGCAACUCCUCCAGUCUGGGCCAUUCUCUAGCUUCUAACAGUUGGUCAAAUCCACCUCCUCCUUUAAGACAAAACAUGCCAAACUUGAGGAUUACUCUUUUCCUGAAAAAAAGUUUUCAGGUAACUCUCAUGGUUCUCACCUCUGUGGUCUCCAUAACUUCAUAAAUUAACUCAUGAAACCACAUUAUAGUUCCUUUUUUGUGUCAGUCAACCCUGAACACGUUGGAUAGGAAUAUUUUUAUGUUUUCAGCAAAUAUUACUAAACAUAUAUUAUGUGUUAGACACUUUUUACUAAUGUGUACAUUCAGUGUAUAAUGCAGAAUUUGAUAUAAUGGAGGUACUUAGUAACUGAUUAUAUAAUUUAACAUACUCAUUUUUUAUGGAAAUAAAAGAAAUGAAUGUAUUUUUAUUUUAA